Molecule: messenger RNA, 391 nt
Organism: Funneliformis mosseae
Lineage: Eukaryota; Fungi; Glomeromycota; Glomeromycetes; Glomerales; Glomeraceae
Source: the annotation of a GenBank genome assembly
UCCUGCUGAUUAUUGUCACAACGUUAGACCAUAUAAGCAAUUACUCCCAAAAAAUUUACAAGAAGACCUCUUGUGUUACUACCUUGCUAACGAUCAACCAAAAUCGGCCAUAAUUCUCCCCCCGAGGGUGUCACCUAUCAAAAUUGAUUCAACCAUUAUUGGACCACAGCAUACGGCCCUUAUCGCGAGGUGGUUAGACAAUGAACCCAUUGAGAUCGAUGAUUUGGUUUGGCUUGGGCCGAAGUUUGGUAAAGGUCCGGAUCUAUGGGUUCGGAUGAAUACAGACAAAAGUGGAGAAGCGCGUAAAGAUACUUAUGAAAGCAACGUUUUGGAAGUUGAGGGAAGAUUUAGAUGGAUAGAAUGCGAAAUAUUUUCUAUAAUGAAGAAAUAA